Messenger RNA from Caenorhabditis briggsae, 699 nucleotides. The record is from RefSeq and is a predicted model, not a curated record. Gene Ontology annotation, molecular function: N-acetyltransferase activity. The coding region runs from base 1 to 699 and encodes 232 amino acids. Lineage: Eukaryota; Metazoa; Nematoda; Chromadorea; Rhabditida; Rhabditidae. The transcript is spliced from 5 exons.
AUGUCACACAAACUGCCACCUCCCACUGACAGAUACUACUUCGAAGUGCUCAAAAAUGAGCAGAAGCCGGAUAUGCUCAAAUUUCUACUGGAUAAUUUCAGAGUCGAUGAACCUUUAAAUCGAGCAUCUAAAAUUUCUUGUGAAGAGAUUGAGAAAUGUUUAAACGGAGCACUUGGCAGAGCACUCAAAACAGAAUCGUCGAUUCUAGCCAAAACUCAGGACACACAUGAAAUCGUCGGAUGCAUGUUGAAUUCCGUUUGGAGAAAAGAUGAAUCGUUGAAUAAUAGUCUUGAAAAUGACGACGACAAAGAUUUUGAGUUUUGUACUGUUCGAAAAGAAGUGGCAAUGGUUGGAGAGAUUCUGAACGAACUGCAUGAAAGCUUCUGGAGCCUCAGACCGGACCAAGACGUUGUGUUGCAUUUUGAAAUCUCUUCAGUGAGUGUGAAUCACAGAAGAAAAGGAUUAGCCUUCAAUUUUCUGAACUGGUCCGAGAACAAGGAAUUUCUGGAGAGCCUUGGAGCUACUGGAAUCGCUACGGAAGCAUCGUCUCUGGCAAAUCAAACUCUUCUCAAUAAACGAGGAUAUACGACCCUUGCCACUACUCUUCUCUUUACAAAAGUUGAUCCGGAAACAGGAAAACCAAUGUUGAUCUGUGAUGAUGGAACGGAUCGAGUCAAUUUGAUGUUCAAGGAAAUCUGA